AUGCCACACAAUCCAGCUAGCCAAAGGGACAAAUCCGGCAGAACUCCACGAUCAACAACAAAGCCUCCUGCGACCAAAAGAGGAAGGCGUGAUUCUUCUCUUGAAUUAUUCUCGGAUGAUGAAUGGACAGAUCUUGAUCAUGAAGAGUUUGAUAGAAAUCUAAAUCCUAAUGCAUCUAUUCAAGAAUACUUUAGGAAAAAAGAUGAAGCUCUCGCGAGACAGGCCCCUCCACCGAACGAAUAUGGAGAUUUUUUGGGAAGCGAAGAUCUGGAGAGUGUAGGGAUAUUAGGUCAAAAACUUUCAGAGAAGAGGAAGAAGAAAAAGGCGGAAGAGGAGAAAAAGCAAAGGGAGAUGGAGGAAGCGUGGGCGAUGGCCCCCCCUCCCGCUACUUCCCAUCCUCGACGCGGUAAUGAAUCUGGAGAAACUCCUUCUCGCAGAAACAUAUCAUCUUCUCACAGAGAAAGAGCACCUCUUGGUACAGACAGAAAGUCUACCCCUGCUCGUUCUGAACCUAAAACACACCAUCCCGCUCCCUCUCGCACAGAUGCACGUAAGAGUUCAGGGUCAGGUAAGAGUUCAUCAGGAGAUCAUAGAGACAGCAAACGCAAGCGAACUACUGGAGGUAGUAGUUAG
This is a messenger RNA of Botrytis deweyae, 633 nucleotides long. RefSeq lists its product as uncharacterized. NCBI's taxonomy places the organism in Eukaryota, Fungi, Ascomycota, Leotiomycetes, Helotiales, Sclerotiniaceae. The transcript has a single exon. The record is from RefSeq and is a predicted model, not a curated record. The coding region runs from base 1 to 633 and encodes 210 amino acids.